CUAACGCGGGUUUCCUGUUUUGCUCAUGACACUUCUGGAUGCCAUGCCCCAAAGUGAAAAGCAGGUGCUGAGUUUGAAUGCGGGAAGAGCGAUGACUGAAACAACUGUUUGUGUUGGCUCAUUUGUGGCUAUGAAAGACCUGUGGGAAGUCAGAAUCCAGAAAAUUACCGAAGAGCUUCGGAAGCAAAAAGAAUUCAGUCAGAAGGCUGCUGGGAGACUGACAAUUAUUUGGGAAGAGAGGGCCAGUUUGGCCAAGCUGAAAAGCAAAGUAAUCAAUGAAGAUGGAAGAGCUGUUUUAAGGAUCGAGCAAGAAGAAUGGCAGACUCUACCUUCUUGCUUACUGAAACUGAAUUACGUGCAGGAAUGGCAACUUCACAGAACUAAUUUGACCAAAAUCCCUCACUGCGUUGGUCGCUUUCAGAAUCUCAUCGUCCUAGAUCUAUCUCGAAAUUCCAUUGCAGAAAUUCCUAGGGAGAUUGGUCAAUUGUCAAAUCUUCAGGAGUUGAUCCUCAGUUAUAAUAAAAUUAAGUUGGUCCCUAAAGAAUUAGGCAACUGCGUUGGCUUAGAAAGAUUGGAACUGGCCGUAAACAGAGACAUCUGUGACCUUCCUCAUCAGCUGAGCAACUUGAAGAAGCUUUCUCACCUAGACCUGAGCAUGAACCGGUUUACUACUCUCCCGCUAGUUAUCCUAGAUAUGCCUAACUUGGAGUGGCUAGAUAUGGCAAGCAACCGGCUGAAAGAAAUCCCCGGCAAUAUUGACAAAGCAGAAAACUUACAUACUUUGUGGCUCCAAAGGAAUGAAAUAACCUGUUUGCCUGAAUCCAUUUCCAAUCUUAAGAACAUGACUACCCUUGUUCUCACCAGCAACAAACUGCAAGAUAUUCCUAUUUGUCUGAAGGACAUGCUAAACCUAAGAUUUGUCAACUUUAGAGAUAACCCAUUAAAGCUGCAAGUUAUACUUCCUCCUUGCGAGAAUCCCGAAGAAGAAGAGGAACAAGAACUCUAUGGAAUUCAGUUCAUGCAUUUAUAUAUUCAGAAGUCACUCAAUGGUGAAGGUACUGUUUGUUUAUGGUUUUACACACACACACACACUCAGAGAAGAGAGUGCCCUAUUUUUCAAGAGCUGAAUUUGCACAUAACAUUAAACCAGCUUUUAAUGAUGGUUUGUUAGACAAGCAAUAGUGGCCUUGAGGAUAGAAAGCAUGAAGCCAAACUAGAUAGUUUCAUAGUAAACAAUAACAACCAAACUUUUUCUGUUUUAAAAAGUUUGAAUCAGAGAAAUGUGGCGUACAAUACAUUUAAGAAUUGUUAAAGGAAACUAGAAUUUACUUGACAUUGUGGCAUUUUAUAGUGUUUAAAAGUCGAGAUCCAAAAUAUUAAAUGCACCCAGUCCUACCGUGAACAUUAAAUAAUUCUGAUACAUGAAGUAGAACCCUAAUGCUACUUACUUUAGCACUAGAAUGCAUGAUUUUAAUGUUAUAUGAGCCACAUUGCAAUGGUGCAAUGAACAGAUCUUUGAAACAUCCUGGUUUAUAUGAGAUCACAGAACUCUUGAGAGAUUAAUUCUUUCCUGUUGUGCUAUGGAACUAGAGAAAAGAACCUCUCUUCAAGAGAACUGCGGGGGCAGAGUGCAAAAAGAGCAUAAGAAAUCCCACCUGCUGGUACAGAACCAUUAAGUACUGUGAAAAACAUCAUUCUGGCCCACAGUGGGUUCAUAGGUCAGUUUAGAUACCUUAAUCUUUUGUAAAAAUAUAAAUUAAAAGACUUUUGAAAACUUCAUAUAUACUGGAAAAAAUAACUUUUUAAAAAGUUGGUAUAUUUCUGAAAAAUGUAUAUUUCUUGGCAAACAUUACAUUUUUCUUUCAGAAAAUAUGGGAAGUGAUAUUCCAGUUGCUGCUGACACCACU
Messenger RNA from Thamnophis elegans (Western terrestrial garter snake), 1907 nucleotides. RefSeq names its product leucine rich repeat containing 39 (gene LRRC39). Gene Ontology annotation, molecular function: protein binding. Lineage: Eukaryota; Metazoa; Chordata; Lepidosauria; Squamata; Natricidae. The transcript is spliced from 7 exons. Bases 26 to 1171 code for a protein of 381 amino acids. The record is from RefSeq and is a predicted model, not a curated record.